AUGGACCAAAUUCAAAUUAUUCCAGAUGACCCAUACAAGCAUUUAGUUGAAGAAAUCCACGACCUGCAGAAACUUAUCGACCGACGAUUUCCAGAGCAAGAAGGCCCGCGUGCCGUUGUUGGGGAUAUAUACAACCUUUUUGAUCUCGAGUUGCAAAUUUGGGGUAGGCAAGAAUUCGGCGAGCAGGAAAAUGAUGAAUUGAACGAAAUGAUAUCGGAAGCUCAAAGUCAAAGAAGCCGAAUUGUCCCCUUUCUCCGUGAAACUGCUAACUGGGUUGAUCCCAACCUCUCGACCGAUUUUGAUAUGCCCGAUGCCGGAUCUGGUGAAUGGUUUGGGAUUUUGGUUUAUGUAAAGAUUCUGAAUGAAUUUUCUCGUAAAGUCGAAUUCCCACCUGAACCUACCGUGACCAGUGACCAAGUCGCUAUCCCUACUGACAUAGAAGACGCCAAAACUCCGGAAGACGCUAACCCUACGAAGGCCGCUAAUCCUGACGAAGAGGAAGAUAACAGACCAACAUGCCAAAUUUGCGCCGAAAAGUACGAAGGUGGCGAUGAAGAUGUUAGUUCUCCCUGGCACAGACUCUGUCCGGAGUGUCUGAAGGAAGACAACGACCCAGCAUGCCAAAUUUGCGCCGAGAAGUAUGCAAAUGGCGAUAAAGAUGUUAGUUUCCCUUGUCAUGACGAUCAUCGAAUGUGUACCGACUGUCUGAAGGCCAUGCACUGCUGGCAGUUGCACUCAAGAGUUUUUAUCAAAGCUCACAACCUGUCUACAGGCGUGACUUACAAUGAACCCGUUGAGUAA
Molecule: messenger RNA, 801 nt
Organism: Melampsora larici-populina 98AG31
Lineage: Eukaryota; Fungi; Basidiomycota; Pucciniomycetes; Pucciniales; Melampsoraceae
Exons: 2
Coding region: 1-801 (266 amino acids)
Source: RefSeq, a predicted model, not a curated record